AUGGCAGGGGCACAGCCUGGAGUUCACGCGUUGCAGCUCAAGCCCGUGUCCGUGCCCGAGAGCCUGAGGAGGGGCAACAAAUUCAUGAAAUGGGACGAUGAUUCAACAACAGUGACCCCAGUGACUUUAACAGUCGACCCCAAAGGUUACUUCCUGUACUGGACUGACCAGAACAAGGAAACAGAUCUGCUGGAUAUUGCUCACAUCAAGGAUGCCAGAAAUGGAAAAUGCACCAAAACACCAAAGGAUGCCAAGCUGCGGGAACUUCUUGAUGUGAGCACCCUGGUGGGGAAGAUGGAGAACAGGAUGUUGACGGUGGUGAGUGGCCCAGACAUGGUCAACAUCACCUACCUCAACUUUAUGGCCUUCCAGGAGGAGAUAGCAAAGGAGUGGGCGGAAGAGCUCUUCAGCCUGGCAUCUAACCUCUUGGCGCAGAACAUGUCCAGAGAGGCUUAUUUGGAGAAAGCAUACACUCGCAUGAAGCUGCAGCUCAACCCUGAGGGACGAAUCCCUGUCAAGAAUAUCUUCAGGAUGUUCUCUGCAGACAGGAAACGAGUGGAGACAGCCCUGGAAAAUUGUAACCUCCCAUCUGGCAGGAAUGACUCCGUUCCCCAAGAGGACUUCCCCCCAGACAUCUACAACAUUUUCCUCAGCAACCUCUGUCCCCGGCCUGAGCUGGACCACAUCUUCUCUGAAGUGGGUGCUAAGAGUCGUCCGUACCUGACUGUGGAACAGAUGACGGAGUUCAUCAACAGCAAACAGCGGGACCCUCGCCUGAAUGAGAUCCUUUACCCUCCUCUCAAAUCAGAGCAGGUCCAGGUGCUCGUCGACAAAUAUGAACCCAAUACCUCGCUGGCGCAGAAAGGCCAGAUAUCCGUAGAGGGCUUUGCCAGGUAUCUGAGUGGGGAGGAGAACAGCAUCAUACCCCCCGAGAAGCUGGACCAGAGUGAGGACAUGACCCUGCCCCUCUCCCACUAUUUCAUCAACUCCUCACACAAUACGUAUCUCACAGCUGGCCAGCUUGCGGGGAACUCUUCUGUGGAGAUGUACAAGCAGGUCCUCCUGUCUGGCUGCCGGUGCAUUGAGCUAGACUGCUGGAAGGGACGCACCACCGAAGAAGAGCCCGUCAUCACCCAUGGCUUCACCAUGACAACUGAAAUCUCCUUCAAGGAGGUGAUUGAGGCUAUUGCAGAAUGUGCCUUCAAGACCUCCCCAUUCCCCAUCAUCCUGUCCUUUGAGAACCACGUGGACUCCCCAAAGCAGCAAGCUAAGAUGGCAGAGUACUGCCGGUCAAUAUUUGGAGACGCAUUACUGACAGACCCUCUGGAGAAAUAUCCUUUAGAGGCUUGUGUACCACUACCCAGCCCCAUGGAACUGAUGGGGAAGAUUCUUGUGAAGAACAAGAAGAAACACCACAAAGCCGAUGGAAGUGCCAAGAAAAAGCUGUCGGAGCAGGUCUCGAACACCUACAGCGACUCCUCCAGUGUGUGUGAACCCUCCUCCCCUAGCACAGGUUCAAACAAAGAGGAAAUGGCAGAUUCCUCCCAGCCUCCAGAAGGGGCCGAGCUCAGCCUUAGGCCACAUGGCAGGAAAUCCAUUGGUGAGGUGGAGGCAGAAAGUGAGGAUGAAGAUGACGAUGAUGACGACUGUAAAAAGGGCUCCAUGGAUGAGGGUACGGCAGGCAGUGAAGCGUUUGCCACGGAGGAGAUGUCCAACCUGGUCAGCUACAUCCAGCCAGUCAAGUUCAACAGCUUCGAAGCUUCCAAAAAGGUCAAUCGCAGCUACCAGAUGUCAUCCUUCGUGGAGACUAAAGCUUUGGAGCAGCUGACCAAAUCCCCAGUGGAGUUUGUGGAGUACAACAUGCUGCAGCUGAGCAGGAUCUACCCUAAAGGCACCAGGGUGGACUCCUCCAACUACAACCCUCAGCUCUUCUGGAAUGCUGGCUGUCAGCUGGUGGCUCUCAACUUCCAGACAAUAGAUCUGUCCAUGCAGCUAAAUCUAGGCAUGUACGAGUACAAUGGGAAGUGCGGCUACAGGCUGAAGCCAGAGUUCAUGAGACGGCCGGACAAACACUUUGACCCUUUCACUGAGAGCACUGUGGAUGGGAUAGUAGCUAACACACUGUCUGUGAAGAUCAUCUCAGGCCAGUUACUGACAGAUAAGAAGGUGGGGACCUAUGUGGAGAUUGACAUGAUCGGCCUGCCAGUGGACACCAGGAGGAAAGCUUUCAAGACCAAGACGUCCCAGGGUAACGCUAUCAACCCUGUCUGGGAAGAGGAAGCCAUUGUCUUUAAGAAGGUUGUUCUGCCCUCCCUGGCGUCAUUAAGGAUAGCAGUAUUUGAAGAAGGUGGGAAGUUCAUUGGCCAUCGCAUCAUUCCUGUAUCCGCCAUUCGUCCAGGUUAUCGCUACAUUGGUCUCAGGAAUGAAAAGAAUCAGUCACUAACUUUGCCCGCUCUGUUGGUGUACGUGGAAGUAAAAGACUAUGUCCCUGACACAUUCGCAGAUGUAAUUGAGGCCUUGUCCAAUCCAAUCCGCUACGUCAACCUGAUGGAGCAGAGAGCCAAUCAGCUCGCUGCUCUCACCCUCGAGGAAGGAGCAGAGGAAGAGGUUGACAAAGAGGUAGAAGCAGGUGGUGACGCCCCCUCCGAGCCCAAGGUGGACCAGCGGGUCGCAUUACCUGCAGAGAACGGACUGAGUCAAACACCCAUCAUCACUCCCAAACCCCCAUCUCUGGGUGGCCACCAGCCCCAGUCUGCAGGUUCAGUGAAACCAUCAGCAAAGACUGAAGACAUCAUUCAGAGUGUUCUCACUGAGUUGGACGCUCAAACGUUGGAGGAGCUGAAGCAGCAGAAGGGCUUUGUUCGAGAGCAGAGGAAACAGUACAAAGAGAUGAAGGAGCUGGUUAGGAAGCACCACCGCAAAACCAGCGAGCUGAUCAAGGAGCACACAGCCCGUGCGUCCGAACUACAGAGCCAGCACCAACGCCGGCGCUCCACCCUGCAGAAGAGCCACAAACGAGACGGUAAGAAAAGCCGGUCAGAGCACUCUCUGUCAACGCUGGACCAGGAGCUGUGUGAGUUGGAUGAGGAGUGCAGCCAGCGUCUGGCCCAGCUGAAGGAGCAGCAGCAGCAGCAACUGCUCACACUGCGCCAGGAGCAAUACUACAGCGAGAAAUACCAGAAAAGGGAACACAUCAAACAGUUGGUUGAGAAGCUGACCACUAUAGCAGAGGAGUGCCAGAGUGCUCAGCUUAAGAAACUCAGAGACAUCUGUGAGAAAGAGAAGAAAGAUCUUAAGAAGAAAAUGGACAAGAAAAGGCAGGAAAAGAUCAAUGAGGUCAAGUUGAAGGACAAGAACGUGACGGAAGAGGAAAAACUGGAGAUCAACAGAUCAUUCGUCAAUGAGGUGGUGCAGCAUAUUAAACGGCUGGAGGAUGCCCAGAGUAAAAGGCAGGAGAGACUCCUGGAGAAACACAAGGAUAUCCGCCAGCAGAUCUUGGAUGAGAAACCAAAGCUGCAGGGCGACCUGGACCAGGAGUACCAGGACAAGUUCCGCCGGCUCCCUGUAGAGAUCCAGGAGUUUGUGCAGGACAGCAGCAAGGCCAAGCUUAGCGACGACGGCCUGCACGGCAACCUCUCCGUCUCCUCCACGGCCGAGAAGCUCAACCACAAGGCGUCGCAGUCGGAGGAUGACAUGGAGGACGGCUCGUCCGAGCGCGUCUAUGACACGCCCCUUUAG
Messenger RNA from Lampris incognitus (smalleye Pacific opah), 3738 nucleotides. It is a transcript of the gene plcb1l, whose product is annotated as 1-phosphatidylinositol 4,5-bisphosphate phosphodiesterase beta-1. Gene Ontology annotation, molecular function: calcium ion binding; calmodulin binding; phosphatidylinositol-4,5-bisphosphate phospholipase C activity. Gene Ontology annotation, biological process: lipid catabolic process; memory; phosphatidylinositol-mediated signaling. The transcript has 33 exons. The record is from RefSeq and is a predicted model, not a curated record. Lineage: Eukaryota; Metazoa; Chordata; Actinopteri; Lampriformes; Lampridae. Gene Ontology annotation, cellular component: nuclear speck; cytoplasm. The coding region runs from base 1 to 3738 and encodes 1245 amino acids.